CAGCAGAAGCUUCAGCAGCUGACACAGGUCCUGCAGCACAGGCACGGCUUUAUCCAUCGCCAGCGUCGCCACGGGUCGCAUGAGCUUUGGCAACAGCUUUCGCAGCUUGGUCAACAUCGUCUUGCAUCGCCGGAUGGCGGCAGGAGCGGUUGAGUCAUAGGUACGGUCAUCAUGCUGGCGCUGGUGGGCACGUACGAUCCGCAAUAAGUUGUCUACGUCGCUCUUCUCGGCCUCCUCGGCGCUGGAGCGCGUUGCCAUCGAGCUGAACAAGUGCGCACUCUGUAGUGAACGAAUGCAGCAUAACAUCUCGGUUAAGUACGUUGAAGUAGGAGUGAUGGUCUAUAGCAACGUACUUAAGUGGUUAUGUGAGCGGUGUGGCGUACAUAACCGUCUCAAGCCAAACGAUUCACACCACACGACAAGAUGGCGACCAAGGGUGUGUGGCAGCUCAAGCAGGUGACGAUCCGUUACUGCCAGCACGGUGGCAGCAGUCGCUACGUUCGGCAGCUUCUGGGCGAUGAGCGCUUCCUCAAGUUCGUCGAGGAGAACCCGCAGGUCCAGUUUGAGACAGAGCUCAAGGGUGCCCGUCACCCCAUCCUUAUCGGAGACUACGUGACAAAUGAGCGCAAGGUAUCCGAUAUCAAGAACCAGGACAUUCCUUUCAUCAUGAAGCAGCUGGAACGCCUUCGCAACUCUAGUGGUCGCAAAAUGACGCACAUCAAGAAGCCUGUCUUCACGAAGCGCCCAACCAUCCAGGGUAUCUGGCAGCCGGACCUCGACUUCCCGGAGUUCAAGAUCAGCGACCGCACGUAGAUGUCCAUGCUAGCGGUUUGGAGGGAAGACGCAAUUUCGGGAGCUGGGUCAUCAUCAUUUCAGCACUGCAUUCUGGUAGAGAUCUCAAGGAACCUAUGACAGCCUUCAGCUCGGAAGCGUGCAAUAGCCCUACAGAGGGCCCUCUCAACAUGUGAAGCAUCAAAUAUAUUCCUUCAACAGCC
Molecule: messenger RNA, 995 nt
Organism: Phytophthora nicotianae INRA-310
Lineage: Eukaryota; Oomycota; Peronosporomycetes; Peronosporales; Peronosporaceae
Exons: 3
Coding region: 424-813 (129 amino acids)
Biological process (GO): mitochondrial translation
Cellular component (GO): mitochondrial large ribosomal subunit
Molecular function (GO): structural constituent of ribosome
Source: RefSeq, a predicted model, not a curated record